Acipenser ruthenus (sterlet) is the source of this 2392-nucleotide messenger RNA. Its product is annotated as F-actin-capping protein subunit alpha-1. The record is from RefSeq and is a predicted model, not a curated record. NCBI's taxonomy places the organism in Eukaryota, Metazoa, Chordata, Actinopteri, Acipenseriformes, Acipenseridae. Bases 117 to 977 code for a protein of 286 amino acids. Gene Ontology annotation, cellular component: F-actin capping protein complex; actin cortical patch. The transcript has 10 exons. Gene Ontology annotation, molecular function: actin filament binding. Gene Ontology annotation, biological process: barbed-end actin filament capping; actin cytoskeleton organization.
CUUUCUUUCUUUCUUUCUUUCUUUCUUUCUUUCUUUCUCUCUCUCUCUCUCUCUCUCACAGAGCUGUGCUGUUCCCAUCAUGCAUUGCUGAGUGGGUUUGGUCCAGACGAGCCAAGAUGGCCGAUUUUGAGGAGCAGCUUACCGACGAUGAGAAGGUGCGCAUAGCUGCCAAUUUUGUCUCCUAUGCACCGCCAGGAGAGUUUAACGAAGUCUUCAAUGAUGUGCGGUUACUGCUCAACAAUGACAAUCUUCUCAGGGAAGGGGCUGCUCAUGCAUUUGCCCGUUACAACAUGGAUCAGUUUACCCCUGCCAAGAUCGAAGGUCAUGACGAUCCGGUCCUGAUUACAGAGCACGGGGAUCUUGGCCAUGGGAGAUUCUUUGACCCAAGGAACAAACUUUCAUUCAAAUUCGACCAGUUGAGGAAAGAAGCCAGCGACCCCCAGCCCUAUGAGGCAGAGGCGGCUCUCAGACCCUGGAGGGAUGCCUGCGACAGCGCCCUGCGAGCGUACGUGAAGGAUCACUAUCCCAACGGAGCCUGCACUGUUUACGGUAAAACCAUUGACGGACAGCAAACCAUUAUUGCCUGUAUCGAGAGUCACCAGUUUCAACCCAAAAACUUUUGGAAUGGCCGCUGGAGAUCUGAGUGGAAAUUCAACAUCACCCAGUCUACUGCUCAGGUGGUGGGAGUCCUCAAGAUUCAGGUUCAUUACUAUGAAGAUGGUAAUGUCCAGCUGGUUAGCCAUAAGGAUGUACAGGAGUCCUUGACGAUUUCUUCUGAAUCUCCAACUGCAAAGGAGUUUGUUAAAAUUAUUGACAGUGCUGAAAACGAGUACCAGACUGCCAUCAGUGAGAACUAUCAGACCAUGUCAGACACCACGUUCAAAGCCUUACGCCGUCAACUGCCUGUCACCCGCACCAAGAUAGACUGGAACAAGAUCCUCAGCUACAAGAUCGGCAAAGAGAUGCAGAACGCUUAGUGGAGACGUGCAUGAGAUUGCUGCUCUGACAAACGUGUGCAAAGAAAAAAAGAAUUGAGGUGUGGUCUCACGAAAUGUGUGGUCUGACUUGAAACGAAAUCAAAGAAUAUUGGAAUCGGUUAGGGGGAGGGGAGAGGGCGGGGGGGAGGGGGGGGGUGUUCACAUCGCUAGGGCUGUUGGAAUCUUAUUCUGGUAAGCGCUGACAUCUUUAAGAAAUUAAGUAUACUAGGCCUACUUUUCAAACAGUCGGUGGCAUUUUCACUUUUCUGAAAUCCCAACACUGUGAGGGUUUAAUAUAAAAAAGCAUAGUUAUGCACAAUUAAUAAAUAAAUAUUUAUGUAUAUCCUAGCUGUGAAAGCCCAAACACACAGGCCUUGACCUUGUUUCCCCUACUCAAAUGGCACUCUAAGCAGUUAAACACAAGGUAAAGAUGAAUUGCUUUUCGUAGUGCAUUUAAAAGCUUCACCCCUGGUAUAGAAAUGGGUUUGCCGUACGCGGUCAUGUAUCAAAGCCACGGUCUUUUUCAAUAAAAGUUUAAAACCUCUUUUCCCAUCGUAAACGUUUCUGUGUCAUGUUACGUUCUUUUAAAAAGGCGGUUUGAUUAUGCAAUUGUUUCGGAUACAGUUUCUCUUUUAGUCUUAACACAGCGUUCCUCCUAAGGCUGCCCCAUGUUUUCCAGGGUGGGGGGGUGGGGGGGGGUAAACUUGCUGGGUGAAAAUCCAAUGUAAAUGAGAUUAAUAGUGCUUCCUCUAUGCAUAACACCCCCUUAUGUGAUAUGCAGCAUUAACUACCCCCUUCUCCUGUUACAGAUGUUAGCUGUUUUCUGCCCUAAACUAAUCGCUCUCUUGUUUAUAGAGCAAUUACAAUAAAAACAAUUAAUCCCAACUGAUGUUUUUGCUUUCCUUAGAUUAUUAUUUUUUUUUUGUAUUCAACUGUAUGAACAAAAAUAUGUAAUUCAAAAGGAAUAAAAGAUUUGCACCAAAUUUAAAAUGUUUAUUUUUUUUAUAUAGAGAGAUUAUUUCUUGUUUUCGGUUGUACAAUGGUGUAUUUUGAACACACAAUUCAUUUCUACAGCUAUGGUCCCUUAUCUUCGUAAAUCAUCUCUGUAAAUCUAGGAUGGUUGUAUGUGUGUUGAAUGCUUUAUCAAGCGGUUUUAGCGUCUGCAACGUGUAUUAUUGGGUUAGUUUUCUGAUUCACAUUAGUGAGACCAUACCUUUCUGAAUACUGUGCUUGGGCCAAAUGCAUUGAAAAGUCAAUACUGUGUCUGUGAAAAGCGACUCUUCCUUAUUAUUACAUCUGUUUUUGGAAUGAAAUCAUCUGUAUUAUAUUUCAUCAAUGUCAUCCAUUUAUAUCUCAUGGGUCCCAUUGUGUAAAAUCAUUUCAAUGGACAAUACACUGCGAGUUAUUCUAUUCUU